Staurois parvus is the source of this 316-nucleotide messenger RNA. Lineage: Eukaryota; Metazoa; Chordata; Amphibia; Anura; Ranidae. The record is from the annotation of a GenBank genome assembly.
AUGUGUGUGAAAUGGUUUGAUACAGUAAUGUUUUACUAUGUUAUUUUAGUGUAUUUAGUGACUGUCACUUUUUGACAUUUUUAAAUUUCCCGCCAGUUCCGUCCCCGUACGUUCUGACGUCGCAGGGAACGGAACCCAGAAGACAGAUGCUGGCAUCGGCCAGAGGACAUUGCCAGAGACGCUGCAGGGGGGACAUCGCGGGAGCAAAGGACAAGGUAAGUGACGAAGUGAUCCCAGAGCAAUGCUGCAGGGUAUUCCUGAGUGUAGCUCAGGGUUACCGCUUGUGCUAAACUCGGGAAUACCGCCAGGGAGGUUA